UGUACCUUACCGAUAGCACUUUGUAGUUUAACACUUUAGUAGCACUUAAAUGUCUCUUACUGAUAGCACUUUGUAGUUUAACACUUUAGUAGCACUUAAUCAGUAAUCGAUCAGACAGACCUGUGUGACAUCACUAAUAAUCAGUAAUCGAUCAGACAGACCUGUGUGACAUCACUAAUAAUCAAUAAUCGAUCUUGAAGAUGUCCGUGCUGCAGCUUCCUGCUGAGCUGUGGCUGCAGGUGUUCAGCUUCCUGUCCUGGAGAGACAAGCUGAAUGUGCGCUGCACCUGCGCACACUUCAAGUACCUGCUGGAUAAGUCCCGCCCCCUUUGGCGUGGCUUCUGCGUGGUGCUGAAGGACUUCUCCCGGUACAACCCGCCCUUCUGGCGCAGCCUGGCUGAGAGGCGUGUGGACGUCAUCGUGGUGCGCUCAGGUAAGAGGAAACACCUGAAGCAGCUCGCCACCUGGCUUCCUGCUCUCGGGGCGUUGCGAUUGGACGACUGGAGGGAAGGGGGCGUCACUGAGCUGAAACUGUUCCACAGGAUGCAGUGUCUCUCUGUCACUUCCUGUUCCGCACCUUUGAAGAAUGUGGACUUCCUGUUUUCCCUGAGUCAACAGCUGUUGCAGCUCAGACUGUGUAACGUGAAGCUCACCUGUACCGCCUCUCACCUGUUGGCUGCACUCAGUCAGCUGACUCGCCUCACCUUGCUGCAGCUGCACCACGACGGCAGUCUGAGAGUCCCAACACUCAGUGGUGUCCUGACUCACCUGUCUGAGUUGAAACACCUGUCCUGGACCAUGAUUACCUACAGAACACUGUCACAUGACUUCUUCAGCCCUGCCCACCUUACAGCAGGUGGUGGCGCUCUCCAGCUGUCUGACCUCCAGUUGUUGAACUACGAUGCUGUGGUGACACAGGAAGUUCUGCAGCCUUUGUCCCACCUCCGCAGCCUGUCAAUCUUCCACCUGUACUCUGUACCUGGUCCCAUCUGUCACCUGCAGACAUGGCUGACAUCACUGCCACAGCUUCUCAGCCUCAGCGUGCACGGAGGCCAUCCUCUGGCAGUGUACGCCGACUUCCUGCCAUCCUCCCUCCUCAGUCUGACUCUCUGUGUGGAUCUGCAGCCUGAAGACCUGCAGGUGGUCUCACGCAGAGCUCCUCACCUGGAACACCUGCACCUGGAACCCUGGAGCUCCUCUACCAGCCUUGUUAGACUCCUCCCACAGCUGUUCCCUCACUUGAGGACACUCCGGAUCCGACAUCACCACCUGUCAGACAAUGACUUCCUGCAUCUGCAGCAGCUUCAGCAUCUUGUCACUCUAGAGGUUCUGGAUUCGUUCUACAAACCAGACCCAACUGACCCGAGCUGGGUCAUCCACCAGCCAAGUCCUCGUCUGCGGCAGCUGAUCUCAGACCUGCAGGAACUGACCAAUCACAGAGUACAAGUCAUCACUAGUUCACACAGAGAGCCACUCUCCUGCCAUUGCAUCUGACCAAUCAGAGAGGGGCUGACCAAUCACCUGGGCAACUGCCUUGGGGGCGGGGUCAGUUCUCAUUGUGGCAUUUGAUGACAUGUUUUUAACAGUUUGCUGGAGUAAAAUUACUAAAAAGGUAAAGGUUAUUAAACAACAUUUUUAAAUACAAAGUUCUUGAACACCAGAAAGUCUUAAAGACCAGAGUCACGUGACCUUCAGUAUGUAAUGUCUGCCGCUCGAGGCCUUCCAAAAAAAACAAGACUGUUUAAGAUGACGUCCUAAAGUAUGUAAUGUGGUUAUGAGUUCAAAUACGGCCUCGAAACAGCUGCAAAAUAAAUCCUAUCGCCCAAUUUCUAUAUUGAAAGUAGAUUAUAAACUGUUUACAUCUAUAACCUCAAAAAGAAUAGAACGCUUUCUUCCCAAAUUAAUAAAUGAAGAUCAGACAGGAUUUAUAAAAGGUCGACAAACACAGAAUAACACUAGACAAACCUUACAUAUAUAUAUAUAUAUAUAUAUAUAUAUAAUAGAACAGGCUAAUAAACAACAUCUAAGUGCAGCUCUGGUCAGUCUGGAUGUGGAACAGGUUUUUGAUAGCCGGUGCUAGAAAGGCUGCUUUUAAUAACCAAUCUUCAUAUAGAGACCCAACGGCUAGAAUAAAGACCAAUGGCCACCGGUCAGGUAGUUGUAGCGGUCUAGAGGCCUCCAAGAUAAAAUGAAAAUAAAUUCAGAAACAUAAUGUUCGUCAUUCUCGAACAUUUUCUGAAAUGUUUUCUUACGGACUUCAGAAAAGAUCCUGAUCCAUGAAGCCUGUAAAUGGGUUCUCACAGCGGAAGUGUUCUCAGCGGUUCUCCCGAUGAGGGGAACAUAGUCCUGGACAUGAGAAAGACCUUUAUUGAGAACUUCACAUAUUACACAAGUUCAAAGCACACAGGCAUAAAACUAAGUCAUUAAUAUACAUGAAGUGCCUGUACCUUCGUGUACAUUUACGUUGUUAACAGGUGACGCUGCGCGACGGCCAAGAUUCUUGGCGACUCGCCAGUUUCUACCUCCGUGAGAUCGGCUUUUCUGCCGUUGCCCUUCAAAACAAAAGCUCAACAUUGAGCAUGAAUUGAGAGUGUCCUGUCACCAAGGCAGAGGUCAGAGAUAUUGGGCUUAAAAAGGUUGGUGACCACUGCCCUAGGGGAUAGUCAAGAAAUACGAAAGGGAAGGAGACUGUAACCUUCUGAUUUGGCCCUCAGACCACCAGGUUUAGAGAUGAUACUUCUGUACACUGGAGAGAAAAAGGAAUAACGGCUGUAAGUACACUGAGGGGAAAACAUUUAAAAACAAGAGAAUUUAAAUUUAGGAAAUGGGGACUGUUCAGAUAUUUACAGCCAAGACAUUUCUAUGAUACAGAAAUUAAGAGGAAUAUCAGUAGUAGGUAAUGAAGUGAUGACGGGUGCAUACAAACAACCCCCUCCAAACUGUAGAGUAGAAACACACUACAUGUAGAGCUGAACAUUUAACUGUUUCCACCAGCUCUAGAAGAUGGAGGGAACCAAACAAGUGGGUAAAGAGCAGCCAUGCUGGAGAGAGUGGGCAGAUGAAUGCUGACCACUCAUGUUCUGGACAUGUAUACAAACAGUCUGGGACAGUUAUUAUUAUUCAGAGUCCGCAGAUUGUGGACCUGGGACUGAUCUACCUCUUUAAAACCCUGAUACUUAAGAGCUGGAUGACAGGCGACCCUCCAAGCCCACAUUGACAAAGACGGAUCACACGAACAACGCUGUGAACAUUAACUGUAUACAAGGGAAAAGAUUAAUGUUCUCAGCUGACGUGAAAAGAAUGAAUACAAAAAUUGUAAAUAGCAAUUGAUGACCAGUGCUAGUGCUGAUAGGCUCCAUCUCUGUACUGGUCUUGUUAGACUUUAGUACUGAUUAAGGACUUAAAGAAUGUCUUAAAAGACAUAAAAACAUGGAUGACCUGCAACUUCCUGAAGUUAUUUUACUGGCUCUGAACAAAUCAAUGAGCUGGCAUCCUUUGUUUGGCCAAACAAGUCUUUCAAGGACUUGUUUGCGCUGCUUAGCCAUGUGCCUUUGGAGAGUUAUGUUUAUAAAUUAAAUAUAUAUAUUUAAUAAUAAAUAUAUAUAAUUAUU
This is a messenger RNA of Cyclopterus lumpus (lumpfish), 3610 nucleotides long. RefSeq lists its product as uncharacterized. The transcript has 4 exons. NCBI's taxonomy places the organism in Eukaryota, Metazoa, Chordata, Actinopteri, Perciformes, Cyclopteridae. The record is from RefSeq and is a predicted model, not a curated record. Gene Ontology annotation, molecular function: protein binding. Bases 201 to 1493 code for a protein of 430 amino acids.